UGGAAAAACCUUUCACUGCUUGCUUUCUCAGUCUCUCUCUCUCUCCAAUGGCGUUCACUUUUCUCGCUCCUCACCCAGUCUUUCUCUCUCUAACUGGAACCACCUCUUCCUUCUCCUACAAACCUGUUCUCUUACCAUUCUCUCGAAAUUCCCGUAAUCUCACGGUUGCGGCGGGACCUGCUCGCCGGAAUUCGUACCCGAACCCUGCAGAUGACGAUCCACCUGAAGCUCCAGAGGAUUCAAUGCACGGUGUAUCGAAGUUUCAGCAGAUACAGCGUCAAGCUGCUCGUGCACGGAAACUAGAGGAAGAAGAUUUCGAGAAGAAUCGGAACACUUAUCUCUCCGCUAUCGCCGAUGUGGAAGACGCGGCGGAGACGGGACGAGAAGAUGAAGAAUCUGGUGGCGAUUUGUUCUCAGAUAUCGAUAGAGCAAUCUCCAUGAAACGUAGUGAGUUCGUGAAGCAAGGAUUGCUCAAACCUAAUCCUCCGAAAACGGCGUCGCUUAAGAAGAUUGGGGAGGAGGGAGAUGAGGAAGAAGGUGAUGUUACUGACGUUGUUGAUGAGCUUGAUGAAGAAGAAGUUGUUGAUUUGGAUGAAAUUGAUAAAUUAACUGGAUUAACCGAGAUUUCUGAUGAAGAAGAUUGGGUUGAUGAGGAAGGUAACACUAGGAUCAACAAGAAGAAGGAGAUUGGGUCUGAUCAUCAAUUUGAAUUCGAUUUGGAUGAUUUUGGUGAAUCUAAAGUGAGAAUUGUGGAACCUAAAUUCAAAAUGAGUUUAGCUGAGCUUUUAGAUGAGAGUAAAGUGGUACCAAUCUCAGUUUACGGCGAUUUAGAUGUCGAAAUCACUGGGAUUCAGCACGAUUCGCGCGGUGUGAGUGCCGGAGAUCUCUUUGUGUGUUGUGUAGGAAGUGAAAGUUUCUUGAGUGAAGCAGAUAAGAGAGGAGCAGUGGCGGUUGUAGCUAGCAAAGAGAUUGAUAUUGAAGAUACCUUAGGCUGCAAAGCACUUGUCAUUGUUGAAGACACUAAUGCGGUUUUAGCAGCUUUAGCCUCUUCGUUUUAUAGUCAUCCGUCGAAGAACAUGUCCGUGAUCGGAGUUACUGGUACAGAUGGGAAAACGACUACUACGUAUUUGAUUAAGAGCCUCUAUGAAGCGAUGGGCGUGAGAACAGGAAUGUUUAGCACAGUUUCUUGCUAUAUUCAUGGCGAUAACAAAUUGGAUACGCCUAAUGCUACGACGAAUCCUGAUGCUGUUUUGGUUCAGAGUUUGAUGGCUAAGAUGUUGCAUAAUGGAACUGAAGCUUUGGUUAUGGAAGCUUCUCCUCAAGAACUUGCUUUAGGGAAAUGUGAUGAAGUGGAUUUCGACAUUGCAGUUUUCACAAAUUUGACUAGAGAAAAUACGGAUUUUCGUGGUACCGAUGAAGAGUAUAGAGAUGCUGAAGCCAAGUUGUUUGCAAGAAUGGUUGAUCCGGAAAGGCAUAGGAAAGUGGUUAACAUAGAUGAUCCAAACGCAGCAUUCUUUGUCCAGCAAGGGAAUCCUAAUGUUCCUGUUGUGACAUUUGCCAUGGAAAACACCAAAGCCGAUGUUCACCCAUUAAAGUUUGAGCUUUCCUUGUUUGAGACACAGGUUUUGGUUAAUACCCCUCAAGGUAUACUGGAGAUCUCUUCAGGUUUGUUAGGACGGCAUAACAUUUAUAAUAUUCUUGCUGCUGUGGCUGUUGGGAUUGCUGUUGGAGCUCCUCUUGAGGAUAUUGUUAGAGGUGUUGAGGAAGUCGAUGCAGUCCCCGGAAGGUGUGAGUUGAUUGAUGAGGAACAAGCUUUUGGUGUUAUUGUGGAUCAUGCAAACACACCUGAUGGUUUGUCAAGGCUGCUAGAUUCAAUUCGAGAGCUUAAACCAAGAAGAAUCAUUACCGUCAUUGGUUGUGAGGGUGAGAAUGAAAGAGGGAAAAGACCGCUUAUGACGAAAAUUGCUACUGAAAAGAGCGAUGUGACGAUGUUGACAUCUGAUAAUCCGAGGAAUGAAGAUCCAUUGGACAUCUUGGAUGACAUGUUGGCUGGGAUUGGAUGGACGAUGCAAGAGUAUUUGAAACAUGGCGAACACGAUUACUAUCCGCCUUUGGCAAAUGGUCAUAGACUCUUUCUUCAUGAUAUUAGACGUGUAGCUGUGCGUUGUGCUGUUGCUAUGGGUGAAGAAGGUGACAUGGUUGUUGUAGCUGGAAAAGGCCAUGAAGCGUAUCAGCUUGAAGGUGAAAAGAAAGAGUUUUAUGAUGACAGAGAGGAAUGCCGGGAAGCAUUACAAUACGUUGAUGAGCUUCACCAAGCUGGAAUAGACACAAGCGAGUUCCCAUGGCGGUUACCAGAGAGUCAUUAAUAUCUCUGUGGUGAAAUCAUUAGAAGAGAAGUUAGCUUAGUCCAUGAAACCAGUUUAUCUUCCACCAUGGUCCAAUGCUCUUGCGAAGAUCGAUUUGCACAGAGGUAAUGAAUUCUACACAAGUGA
Molecule: messenger RNA, 2492 nt
Organism: Arabidopsis arenosa
Lineage: Eukaryota; Viridiplantae; Streptophyta; Magnoliopsida; Brassicales; Brassicaceae
Source: the annotation of a GenBank genome assembly